UCGUCACCACAGUGUCUCUGAUAACAGUAGUGAAGUUUCCGGUUGCAGAAGAAGUUAUCCACGCAGUAGAGAAAGUGAAAACACACGUGUGCGAAUCUUCCUGGCGGUAGAAAGAAGUUUAAACCUCCGUUGCCCGGGGUGAAGCCACUAAAAGUGACCGUAAAGUGUGCGUGUAUUUUUCAGCGUACAAUUGUGAUACAUCUCCCAUCUGGUUCAGUAGCCGACAGUCGUUGCAACUGCAUUCUGCCGAUAUGAUAAACGAAACCUCGCUUCAACACUCGUGUGCAACAUUCAUAAAGAUCCUUCUGCUUGUCCUACUCUGUACGGUAGUUAGGCAUAGUCAAGCUGAUGAGACUCCCACGGAGCAACAGCAAAUUGAACAUGCCGACGAUGUGAUGCAGCAUAACCUUCAAAAGCGAACCUGGAAGAGUCUACAAGGCGGUUGGGGAAAGCGAGCCUCAGAUGAACAACAACGAGAAUCUGAUGUAGACUACGAAGGAUACAGGAACAGGGAUGAAACAGCCACCGACUACAGUGGCGGCCAUGAGUUAGACAAACUUGACAAUUUUCUCAUCAGGAGUAUGAUUGACCAACGGCUCGAGCAAACAGAUACACAAUAUGAUGGAACGGACGAUGAACUUCCGAUGGAUAAGCGCGCAUGGAACAAAAUGAACGGUGGUUGGGGCAAACGUGUCAACGCCGGACCUGGACAGUGGAAUAAAUUCAGAGGAGCAUGGGGUAAACGUGAACCUGGAUGGAACAACCUGAAAGGACUAUGGGGCAAGCGAUCUGAGAAAUGGAACAAACUAGCAUCAUCUUGGGGCAAACGUGAUAACAGCAAUAGCAAUAACUACUAAUCACUAACCAGAGAUUCUAGCUCACAGACUUUGUAUAUAUCCACAGCAUUCCCAUUGCUUGUUAUAGCAUAAGAUGUUUUCGAUAUCCUAUUUACGUUUAUAUACGUCAAGUAUAGAACAGGUUAUUAACAAAUGAUGAACAAAAUGCGUGAAGAGCUACAAUUUCAAUUUACUAUACAUCGGACGUUAUCACAGUUUCUGUUUAUGAAGUAUGAUGACUCUACAGAAUACAAACAAUAUAUCAAUUGGACUGUGUCCGUGGAUAGUUUAUACAGUAAUGUGACAAAAUUGCAUGUGUCAUGUAAAAUAUUAUAGUAUGUUAUUACUAUUGCAUAUCUGUAUAGUCGGCGCAUUUCGACAAGGCUGAUGUGCAGAAAUAAAACAAAGAGCAUAAUAUAUAAUGUACGGUCUCUGAAAAAGUGUUUUAUUAUGAUCUAUUGAA
Molecule: messenger RNA, 1299 nt
Organism: Toxorhynchites rutilus septentrionalis
Lineage: Eukaryota; Metazoa; Arthropoda; Insecta; Diptera; Culicidae
Gene: Mip
Product: prothoracicostatic peptide
Exons: 3
Coding region: 252-857 (201 amino acids)
Source: RefSeq, a predicted model, not a curated record